This is a messenger RNA of Anopheles darlingi, 1062 nucleotides long. RefSeq lists its product as uncharacterized. NCBI's taxonomy places the organism in Eukaryota, Metazoa, Arthropoda, Insecta, Diptera, Culicidae. The transcript is spliced from 2 exons. Bases 158 to 958 code for a protein of 266 amino acids. The record is from RefSeq and is a predicted model, not a curated record.
CUAGUAGCAUAGUGUACUUGGGUGUUUCAUCCGAGUAACAGCAGCAUCCUAGCAACCGUGCAUCCUUUUCCCCAGCUGUCUCUGCCUGUGUCUGUGUCUGUGUGUGUUUUUCUGUAGUUUCUUCUUGGAUCCGGAUCCGUAUCCUGCCCCCGAGAAGAUGAUCAAGCGUUCGAUCAUUCUGUGCUGCCUGGUGGCCGUGGUCCUCUCAUCGGAUGACCUAGAGGGUGCCGAGUCCGGCUGGAGUGGCUGGAAAAGCGGAGGAGGUGGUGGUGGCGGCUGGAGCGGUGGUGGCGGUGGCGGCAAAAAGAUAAUCAUCGUCACCACGGGCGGUGGGGGCGGUGGACAUGGAGGUUGGAGCGGCGGCGGCGGUGGCAUCUCCAAGGGAUGGUCCAGCGGUGGAAGCGGCGGAUGGUCACUGGGAGGAGGUGGCGGAUAUGGAGGAGGACACGGAGGUGGUCUGAGCUCCGGAUGGAGCAGUGGACGUAGCCUGGGCGGUGGAUGGUCAUCGGGCGGUGGUCUGAGCAAGGGCUGGUCGUCCGGAGGUCUCGGUGGUGGUUACGGAGGUGGCAGCUAUGGAGGCGGCUAUGGCGGAGGUCAUGGCGGUGGCUGGUCCUCGGGUGGAAGCGGUAUCAGCAAGGGCUGGUCUUCGUCUUCCAGCCUUGGGGGAGGAUACGGUGGAAGCGGUGGCCAUGGAGGCGGCUGGUCUUCCGGAGGUGGCCUAAGCAAGGGCUGGUCUUCCGGUGGAAGCGGCGGUUAUGGAGGUGGUAGCUAUGGAGGUGGCUAUGGCGGUGGACACGGAGGUGGUUGGUCAUCGGGAGGUGGUCUGAGCAAGGGUUGGUCUUCCGGUGGAAGCGGCGGUUAUGGAGGUGGCAGCUAUGGUGGUGGUUAUAGCGGUGGCCACGGAGGAGGCUGGUCCUCGGGUGGUAGCUCGGGUGGCUGGGGAUCGAGCGGAUGGUAAACUCGAGCGGAACCCCGACUCACUGCCCUGACGCAACCGAUCCGGUGUUAUUGUUGAAGAAACCCCAAUAAAAGAAACAACGCGUUUUGUACAUAACCUAAAAA